Molecule: messenger RNA, 267 nt
Organism: Truncatella angustata
Lineage: Eukaryota; Fungi; Ascomycota; Sordariomycetes; Amphisphaeriales; Sporocadaceae
Exons: 3
Coding region: 1-267 (88 amino acids)
Source: RefSeq, a predicted model, not a curated record
AUGGAAGCUUGGCAAUCAGUUCUCGUGUCGCUUGCGAUAGUCUGCAUCAUCAUCGCUAGCAGCUACGUCGCAUAUGAACAGGGCAUGUUCGACCCGCUCAUUGAGAAGCUGGGUGUCAUGGUGUUCAAAGCCAAAGCUGAAGCCGAGGCGCAGAAGUACCGGGCCCAGGGCGAGGAUUUUGCAGGAUCCCAGCUUAAAGGCAACAAGCAAGCUCAAGACGUCGUUUCGGGCAUUGGUUCGAUUGGAGGCUUGAAGAAGGAGCUGUGA